This is a messenger RNA of Metopolophium dirhodum (rose-grain aphid), 5615 nucleotides long. RefSeq names its product histone-lysine N-methyltransferase SETD1B-A-like. The coding region runs from base 155 to 4093 and encodes 1312 amino acids. The transcript is spliced from 15 exons. Lineage: Eukaryota; Metazoa; Arthropoda; Insecta; Hemiptera; Aphididae. Gene Ontology annotation, cellular component: Set1C/COMPASS complex. Gene Ontology annotation, molecular function: histone H3K4 methyltransferase activity; protein binding; RNA binding. The record is from RefSeq and is a predicted model, not a curated record.
GUUUACCUUAAAUUACCUUGUAUAUCUUUAGUCGUGGUUGGAAGCGAGGUCUCUUUAUUCGUGGUUGGAUGUGAAAAUAGCCACUGCGUUAAUAAUAUUGUAUAUGCCAUUCCGAAUCAAUAGUACAUGAACAGUAUGAUAUCGACAAAAUAAGAUGGAAUCGUACCGUAAAUAUGGUUCGAGACAUCAUGACUCCAGUCACCACAACAGGCACCACAGACAUCGACACCGCCACCAUCACUAUAGAUAUGAUCAAGAAGAGUAUGAAUCGCAUCGUGUUCACCAGCGACAUCACAAUAACAGAAGUAGUGAUGAAGAUGGUGAAUAUGAGUAUAACAGAAUUCCAUCUACAAGAGUUGAGAAACCUCCUUCACCAAUGUACCAUCAACCUACUCGAAGGCCAACUACUCCACCGCCACCACCAACAGUAUCGAUUAUUGAAAAGCCAAAAGAACGCAAUUGGAAACUUUUGGCCGAUCCAUUUCUUAGUAAAGCGGUCACUAAAAUAUAUCGCUACGAUGGUGGUUUAGAUCCCUCGUUACCUGUAUUGCCCAAUGACGAUCCACGAAAAACAUUUAAAACUAUUACUUUGCCCAUCGAAUUGCCAGUACCUAAAUUUAAGCUUGACAGAAACUACAUUGGCCAACGUCCUGAAGUCGAAGUAACUUUUUCUAAUUUAAACGAUAAUAUUGACAAAGUGUUUCUGACUGACUUGGUAGUGAAAUUUGGAAAAAUAGAAUUGUUACAAAUAUUCUACCACCCAGUCACUAAAAAACAUUUGGGUUUAGCCAAAAUUAUUUUUGAAGAGGCAUCAUCAGCUAGAUACUGUGUUCAAAAGUUAAAUGAUACAUCUGUGAUGGGAAAAGUUGUCAGUGUAUUUUUGGACCCUUUUGCUUCAGAAUGUAAAGUAAUAUUUGAUAAGAUGACUGAAGAAAAACCAAAACCUCUGUCAGAAGUACCAAAAGGUAUACCACUUCCUAUUUCUAAUCGAGAUCGACGGUCAGUUAAAACGUGUAAAUCUCAAGAAGAAUCUUCUGUUAAACCUCAGUUGGAAGAGAAAUCAUCAUUGCCACCCAAAACAGAUAAUUACAAAAAUUAUAGUUAUGACUAUACCACACCUUCUCCAGCCGUUAGUGACCUUCCAUCAGAGCAAAGUUUUAGCAGUGGAUAUAACAGUAUUGCUGGUACUCCUGCAUACAAUGGGACUCAUCCCUAUUCUUUUAAUAGAUUUCCUUGCAGUGUUCCUCCAGGACCAAAUAAUUAUUGGUGGGGAGAAUCUAGUCAUAUACCUCCACCUUUACACUCAGCACCAGAACCAAUACCAGUACCUACACCAGCAUCAACCUCUAAGUUAGAUUCUGAAGCACAAUCAAAAUUGGAUUUAGAUACAAGAAUUGAAAUGAUGCUUAGUGGCAUGUCUUCUCAAGGUGCUAGUAUAGAACCUGCAUUUUUAUCUAUUGUGAAAAAAGAUCCUGAUGAAGUUUCAUUUAACAUUGUGGAAGAUACCAUUGAUGAUGAUAUUAGUCUGAAUCUUCAACCACCACCUGGGGAUAAUGACAAUCAAUCUGACUUAGAUGAAGAAAAAGUUAGCCACGACGAAGAAACGUUACCUCCACUUUCUAAUCCUCCGUCUCCUUUCUUGUCAAAAGAUGUUUACAUUAAGUGUUUUGAAACUGCAGCUGAACAAUUAAAAAUUACUAAAGAAAAGGAGAAAUUGGAAGCAAAAAGCUUCUUGAAUAAUACUAUAAGAAAUGUUAUUAAUAAGAAUAUGCACGAUUCUUUGCACAGUGAUAUCAGCUCUAGUGAUGAUGAAUUCAUGUUAGGGUCGAGUUUUAAAGGAAAUACUCCUGAUGAUGCUAUGAGUUUAUCUAGUUUGUCAUCCCGUGAUGAGAAAAUUGUUGAAAAUGAUCCUAAUAUACCACCACAAUAUCCACCAUUGCCAAAUUAUCCUCCUCAAGGAUAUUAUUAUCCAUCACAAAUUAACAAUCAUUAUGGCUAUCAAUAUUUUCCAUAUCCUCCUAAUUAUCCAUAUGGUCCUCCGUUACCUAGAGCUGAGUUUUAUGAACCAGAACUAUCACGUGAUAGGCAUGAAAAUGAAAAUUUCCCUGCAGAUCUUAAAAAAAAUUUAAUGAAUGCAGUAUUAUAUGAGUUAAGAAUUAUUAUUAAACUUGACCUUAUGAAGAAAAUGGGGACAGCUGUGGCUUUUAAUGCUCUGGAUCAGUGGUGGGAAGAAGCUGAAAGGCAGUCAAAAUCUACUAGUAUGACUAACGAAGAGCCUAAAUCCGCACAACCAGCUCCUAACCUUAAUAGUAUCUUGGAAGCUGGUACAGAAGGCUUAGAAACGUUGGCUCUAAGUGGAUUAGGUUUAGGAUUCCGAGCAGCUAUUCCUAAAAUGCCGUCAUUCCGUAGAAAAAAGAAGGAACCAUCACCCAAGAAAACUAAUGAACAACAAGAUUACGGAAGUGAUCAAGAAGAAAUGGUUAUAACUUCAGACAAUGAAGCCAAAGAUAUUGAUGAUGAUGAAGUGACUAGACCUACAUUUGCGGAACGAAAACGUUUGGGAAGAUACUUAUUUGACAGUGAUAGUAAUUCUUCUACUUCUGAACCGUCAGUUCAUAGUUCUUCGGAAGAAGAAUCUAGUAAUGAUAGCUCUAGUAAUGAGGGUUCAUCUGACGAAUUCAUCUGGAAAAAUAAAUUGAAAAAAUUAUGUAAAACUAUGACAAUGGAUGAUUUUGAUAGGGUCAGAGAGCUCACCCCUACUGGAAACGAAACUCCUGUGGAAAUGGAUACUUUACCAAGUUCUGAUGAAGAAGGAUCAUUUGUGAAGUAUAAACGUGAUGAUAAAGCUGUGAAACGAAAGAUUGAAGAUGAUCAUUUAGACAAAGAAGUUGAACCUAAAAAACGUUUACUUAAUGGAGAAGAAACCCCAAGUGAAGUAUUUUCAGAUAAUUUGUAUCGUGUGUCAAAACAGGUAUACAGCCCUCCUCCUAUAUCUGAUUGGGAAACUGAAGUCAACAAAAAUGAUAAAUCUAAGAAUGUAAUAAUCGAACCAGUAAUACAUGAACAGAAAAUAACAGAAGUUUUUCCAAAAAAAUUAAAACAACCCUUAACUGUCAGAGAUAACAAUAAAAUAGAAAACACAGAUCAGUCAAUUGUACAAAAACAUUGUGAUAAUAAAGUUAAAACUAAAUAUUACAACAAACGAGAUAUGGUACAAGAAGCAACUGUAUUAUUUGAGUUCCUUACUAAGGGUAUAGAUGUGGAAGAUAUUAACUAUUUAAAACAAAGCUAUGAUUCAUUGUUGUCCAAUAAUACUGUACCCUACUGGACGAAUGAAACACAUUGGGUCAGCCAUCCAGUGACAGCAGUACCAAAUCAGCUUCCACGCAAAAAGAAAAAAGAUGAAUGGAAAGUUCAUGAUACGGGAUGUGGUAGAACUGAAGGUUAUUAUAAAGUGGACAGUAAACAAAAAGCCAACCAUAAGUAUCAUUUUGGACACACAAUUGCGCAAUUAAACCGUAUUACAGAGCUUAAACGUGUAAAAGAAUCUACUGGUAAAAUGUUAGCUCUUUCUCGUGAAGCUCGGAGUAACCAGAGAAGGUUAUUAACAGCGUUUGGAGCCACGUCAGACAGUGAUUUGCUCAAAUUCAAUGUGCUAAAAUUCCGUAAGAAACAAUUGAAAUUUGGAAAGUCUGCUAUACACGAUUGGGGCUUGUUUGCUAUGGAGUCUAUUGCAGCUGAUGAAAUGGUUAUUGAGUAUGUAGGGCAAAUGGUUCGCCCAGUAGUUGCUGAUCUACGUGAAAGACAAUAUGAAGCUACUGGAAUAGGUAGUUCGUAUCUAUUCAGAAUAGAUUUGGAUACCAUUAUUGAUGCUACCAAAUGUGGUAAUCUGGCAAGAUUCAUUAAUCAUAGUUGUAAUCCUAAUUGCUAUGCCAAGAUAAUUCAAAUCGAUGGACAAAAAAAAAUAGUCAUAUAUAGUAAACAGCCAAUCGGAGUAAAUGAGGAAAUAACUUAUGAUUAUAAAUUCCCACUCGAAGAUAACAAAAUACCAUGUCUUUGUGGUACCCAUUGUUGCCGUGGAACGCUUAACUAGUUGAAGAAUUCUCAUUAAAUAAUUUCUUAUUAAAUAGAUUGUGAAUGUUUUAUAACUGUUUGACAACUCUUCCAUAAAACUUAUAAAUUUUAAAAGUUACCAGUCUUCUACUGGAUUUUAUCUUUGGAUAUUUUUAAAAGAAGUACCUACAGAGCCAUACAAUUUUUCCCGUGGAACCGAUUCAAGUAUGUAAAAACUGAAAAAACAGACUGUAAAAAUGUCAACCCAUAAUUUUUUUAAAUAAACUAUAUGAAGUACCUAUAAAAAUUCCUGGUUUUUCUGUACAAUAGGUGUGUUGCGUUAAAAUAAUUAAAAUUUUUAAAUAUUAAAAAAAAUUGAACUAAAGCAUUUUGAACAGUUCUAUUCAUAGUCUGUUAUACUAUUUGUUAUUUGUAUAUCAUACAACCGUACAGAUACAGGACUGUUAGGACUAUUUUAAGCUCUAAACAAAGAAGUUUAGUUCGUCCUAAUCUAUUAAUCAGUGUUUGUCAAUAACUCAAAAAAUUAAGUAAAUACCUAAUAAGAAUUUUUUUAAUUUAGCAGUACAUCAUAUUUAGUAAAAAAAAAAUACCUAACCUUCUUAAGUAUAAAAUUGAUUGUAUUGAGUAGUAAGUUUUGAAUUUGUUGUGUCGUCGAACAAUGUUUAAGAAAAUAAUAUGUAAUAUUCUGAAUUAGAUUGUUUUUUUACCACAUGACUUUCUUGCGAUACAAACCAUCUAUUGACUGUGGUGAGGCAAUGUAUGCAUUUGCCCCUGUCUGAUUUUAAAAGCAGCCCGAUUGGCCGGUCCAUGGUGAUUUUCGAUUAACCAGUAUAAUAUUAUAUUAGCGCGAAAACUUGUCUAUAUUUAUAGGAAAAUAUUAUAAUGAGUAGGUACUAAGAAAUUAUUAUCACAAUGAUAAAUUGGUAUUUACUAAUUAAUAGUUGGUAUAUAUUUAUAUUUAUAUAUGCAUGUGUGGAUGUACAUAAAAGUUGGCAUGUAUGUAUCUGUUAUAUGAAGGAAACGGCAUAUGAUAAUAAUAUAUUAAUAUGUGCUUGCUAGUAGUUGUUUAUUAAGUUACCCAUUUGGGCUGGUCAAAACUUUUGCCCCCCUCUAUUAAGAACUGAAAUGACACCACUGACUGUAAUAAUAACAAUAUAGGCCUACCGCCCACAGGUGGUUUCUUGAGAUAGCGAUUAGCGGUAGAAUACCAUUGGACGACGGUACAACAAGUUUUAGGUAAUUUACGAAUCCUUAGCAAUUGGCACUCGGCAGUGUAUUCUUAUCAAACAGAUUGUGAAUGUUUUAUAAUUGUUUGAAAACUCUUCCAUAACACUUUUGCUAAUUUGAUUUAAAUGAAUGUGACUGAUGUGCAAAUUAUUGUUUUGCAUUCCUUUUUUUUUUAUUAUUACUUCUUUAUGUACAUAAUUUAGCUUUUGAAUGUUAAUGAUUCAGUCUCUAGUAAGAUAAAAGAAAAAAUGUAAAUUGUAUAAAUUAAUAAAUGUUGUUUAAUAUAGAAUAAAUUAUUAAUAAUAAAUAAAUAA